AUGGCAGACCGUUUGACUCAAUUACAAGACACAAUUAAUCAGCAAGCAGAGUACUUUUGCAACAGUAUUGGUGUCUUACAACAGUUUUCGACUCCAAGCAAAUUCCCUGGUUUUGAUCGCAGCGGUUCACAAACUCCACAGCAACAACAGAGUCAAGAAGACUAUGCUGUUCUAUUUGCAACAUUGAUCUCACGUUGUGCUAAAGAUAUUGACACUCUUAUUGAAUCGCUUCCAAGUGAAGAAAGUUCAACAGAACUACAGGUUCAAAGUUUGAGGCGUUUAGAGGCUGAGAAUAAAGAAGCUGCAGAACAAUUAGAAGAGGUGGUCCGCCAAGGAGAAAUAUUGUUAGAAAAAAUUCAAGGUGCUCUUAGUGAUAUUGCCCAAUGUCAACUGGAUAUGCAGAAUCCAGCACAAAUUUUAGAGAAAGACGCAAAACCUCAGUUAUAG
Messenger RNA from Pieris macdunnoughi, 447 nucleotides. The record is from the annotation of a GenBank genome assembly. Lineage: Eukaryota; Metazoa; Arthropoda; Insecta; Lepidoptera; Pieridae.